AGCUCAGCGAAGCGUUUGCGACAUCUCCCAUGAAACGUCAAGAUCCGUGAUGCCAUGAGUUUUACACAGAGCCUGUCAGGCCUGGGCGCCGUGCCUGGAGUCACUGGGAGUCACAACUAUGACCCUCGAAGCUCCUAUUGCGUGACCAUGUUGAGGCUCGGCCGCUCUGUCGCUCCAAAGGUGCUCCUGCAGAAGGACUUUUGGUUGCUCUUGUGCAUCCACUGCUUUACCUUUGCCUACUACAACAAUGGCUAUAUGGGCCAGAAGGACAGUGGUUGGAGGCUCAGCACCUUGGAGCUGGAGUGGUCCGACGUAGAGCUCAUGUUCAUCUUGAUGUCUUGUGCGCUUUGCUUUGCGGUGCAUCAGGCCUACUGCAGAUACCUCUUCCUUGGCGACCUGGUCUGGAAGAUGAUGGACAGCAUCUACGACUUCGCCUUUGAGGCCGUUCGGCCAACGAGUUCAUCAGGGGUGCAGCCUCGUCAAACUCAUGCAUCCAUAGUGCAGGCACGCCUUCUUCUGCGAGCCGAACACCAACCGUUCGAUCGCCUGGGCUGCCGCUGGGUUGUUGGUUCCAUGGCCUUGGUCCUAUGCGAAGUGAAGAAAGCCAGCAAGGGUAAGACCGUGGGGCAAUCAGACAUCUUGAAGAUGGUGGAUUUGGAAUUGAUGAGGCCUGGUGAGGCCGAUUUCCUGGAAGAACUCGGCACGCGCCAGAGGACCUUGGUCAUGAUGCACACAGCCUCCGACUGCACCUUCCAUGGGCUUCAACAGAACAAUGUUGCACCUGCGAUGACUCGGGAGGUGAUGCAGAGACUGAUGAAAUGCAAGAGCUAUCAGCUGCAGCUUCUGGACAACGCCAACUCCAUGCUACCCUUCCAGUACAUCCAUUUGCUGAGUGUGUUGACGGUCUUCGUAUCUUGCAUCUUGGGGGUUUGCAUGGGCAUUUGCGAUUCCUGGAUGGCCCCGCCAGCCUAUGCUGCCACAUUGCUGAUCAUUUUGGGCCUUUUUGAGCUGCUCUCCAGCCUCAGCAAUCCCUUCGACAGCAGCCUUGAGGCCGACUUCCCGGUGCAGAGCUGGGUCGCUGACUUCCUGUCAAAUCUCACGGUGCUCCUAAACUACGAGCACCGAAAUGACCAGUGGAAGUCAGAACUUCAGGAUGAAGUGGACAAUCCUGUUCAUUUCCCCUUGACUGUGGAGCAGGUCAGCGACAUCCUCUCUGGCGAGGUACAGCGCGUCAAGACCAACAGAGCCAAGGCUCCUGCGGGCUACAGUGCUUUGCGAGCUCAGGCGGAUCCUGAAGGGCCAUCCUGGCUUAGAUCUGUGAGGUUUGAGGAGCCAGAAGCGGAGGAGAAGAGUACGGAAAACUCCAGAGGUUGGUUGGGAGCUCUUGGAGAAGCCUUUGGCAUCACGACUUCGGAGAGAGAAGCUAGGAGUUUGGAGGCAUAGCAGCCUCCAUCCUUUCACUUCCAGGGGGGAUGAGAAGCCAAAAA
This is a messenger RNA of Durusdinium trenchii, 1487 nucleotides long. The record is from the annotation of a GenBank genome assembly. Lineage: Eukaryota; Dinophyceae; Suessiales; Symbiodiniaceae.